Lolium rigidum is the source of this 513-nucleotide messenger RNA. Its product is annotated as homeobox protein Nkx-2.4-like. The record is from RefSeq and is a predicted model, not a curated record. NCBI's taxonomy places the organism in Eukaryota, Viridiplantae, Streptophyta, Magnoliopsida, Poales, Poaceae. The coding region runs from base 1 to 507 and encodes 168 amino acids. The transcript has a single exon.
AUGAAGCGAACCAGGGCGCAGAACCCCAAGCUCCAGGACCCGCAGGACCCCUCCUCCGCCGCCGCCAACCCCAAGCCGCAGCGCAAGGCCAAGCAGCCGAGGCAGCCCAAGGCGACUGCUACGGGCAGCAAGAAAGCCACGGCAGCGGCGGCGCGCGAGGCUGCUGCUGCGGCAACCGCUUCCGCUGCCGCCUCCGCGGCAUCCGUCGAGGUUGAGAUGGCGCCGGUCGUCCCAGACGUCGGAGGAGGACUCGAGGCGGCUGGCGGCCUGCCGGCGGACUGGGACGAGAUGGACGGCGGGCUGGGCGCCAAUGUCUCGCCCUGGUGGACGUUCGGGGUCGAGGAGGAGAAGCUGCUCGGCUGGUUCCCCUUCGUCGAGGAGGACUUCGGCGGCGGCUGCCACGGCGCCGGCGCCGCCGGCGCCCGCGAGCACGAGGCGGCGGCAUUCGACGACGACAUCUGGAGGAUCCACCAAAUCUACGAGAUCCCGAGCUACGCAGCCAAGUGAGGCCCA